Bubalus bubalis (water buffalo) is the source of this 5060-nucleotide messenger RNA. It is a transcript of the gene RIN1, whose product is annotated as Ras and Rab interactor 1. Gene Ontology annotation, cellular component: cytosol; endocytic vesicle. Gene Ontology annotation, molecular function: small GTPase binding; guanyl-nucleotide exchange factor activity. The coding region runs from base 690 to 3200 and encodes 836 amino acids. The transcript is spliced from 10 exons. Lineage: Eukaryota; Metazoa; Chordata; Mammalia; Artiodactyla; Bovidae. Gene Ontology annotation, biological process: signal transduction; vesicle-mediated transport. The record is from RefSeq and is a predicted model, not a curated record.
AGGCUGGGGAAGGAGGCAUUCCCCCACACAUCUGCUCCAGAUGUGGGGGGCUGGGCCCUGGACUGUCUGGUGCUGGUGAGCAAAUUCUGAGGCAACUUGGGGCACAGGCCGAGCACGUGGCCUGGGUGCUCCGUGCCUAGAGACUGGAUCAUGUCUGCACCUGCCCCAGUCUCAGCAGAUUGGCAAGGCAGGCUGUGUGCGUGGGAGGCAGCCAGCAGCAGCGCCGUGUGCCGACGACCUCACAGCCAGACUCCCCCCCUGUUUAGCGCUGAGUGUCAGAACCACCCCCAGAACCUCCACUAAGCAAAGGGGUUAGUUUCCAUGGAGACACAGCAUCCUUUCUCCAUGGCAACCAGAAAUCCCCCAAACCAAGUUAAGCUCAGGCAUGAGUCAUCUGUGGCCAGUAGGGGGCACUCACCCAAAAGGCUGACCUUAGGGCCAGGGACAGAUGAGCAGUUGACCACAGACUUGAAGGUGCCCCAAGGGCGAGGCCCUCGGAGACCUUGGCGGGCACUGCUUAACCCCUUCCUGCCCACCUGUGCGGUUCGAGGAGUCUGGCAAAGCUGCAGGAAGCACCGUGUGGAGGUGGCAGCCCCACAGCUAGAACUCGGCAGGCCACCUGCAUGGAGUGGAUCCCUGCCCCCAGAGGCUGGACCCAGAGCAGAGGAAGCAGGCACUGCCCGGGCUGAAUGGACACACAAGAGUUAACUGGCGGGUGUGACAGGGCGAACCGCCCUCAGGAAGUGUUACUCACCACUGGGAAUGUGAGUGCUCUCGCCUUGGGGGCUGGCUUCUCUGAGUCCCGGGAGAGACUGGAGGAGCUCCCGGCCAUGGAUACUCCCUGGAAGCCAGGAACAGGCCCCCUCGGAGGCCCCCACCCAGCCAGCUUCGCUUCUGGGCACCUGGAGAGAGAAAAGCCAGCCCAGGACCCACGGUACGAUGUGCCUGGUGCCGGCGGGGCGCAGGCAGGUGGAUCACAGCGGCCAGGGCGCACCGUGAGCCUGCGGGAGCGCCUGCUGCUCACCCGGCCCGUGUGGCUGCAGCUGCGGGCCAACGAGGCCGCCGCGCUGCACGUGCUGAGGACCGAGCCCCCCGGGACAUUCCUGGUACGGAAGUCUAACAGUCGCCAGUGCCAAGCCCUGUGCAUGCGGCUGCCUGAGGCCAGUGGCCCCUCCUUCGUCUCUAGCCACUGUAUCCAGGAGACCGCUGAGGGCGUCUCCCUGGAGGGCUCAGAGCUUGUGUUCCUAGACCUGGUCCAGCUGAUCUGUGCCUACUGCCACACCCGGGACAUUCUUCUCCUCCCGCUUCAGCUCCCCAGAGCCAUCCGCCAGGCAGCCACCCACAAGGAGCUGGAAGCCAUCUCCCAUCUGGGCAUGGAGUUCUGGAGCUCCUCCCUCAACACCAAGGCUCAGCCAGGCCCAUCGGAAGGCCCCCCGCUGCCCCGGCUGAAGCCCCGGCCCCCACAAGAGCUGGACCAGGGCACUGGAGCUGCCCUGUGUUUCUUCAACCCCCUGUUCCCAGGGGAUCUGGGCCCCACCAAGCGGGAGAAAUUCAAGAGGAGCUUCAAAGUUCGUGUGUCCACGGAGACCUCCAGCCCCCUGUCUCCCCCAGCUGUGCCACCUCCCCCAGUCCCGGUGUUGCCAGGGACAGUCCCCAACCAGACAGAAAGGUUGCCCCCUCGCCAGCUGCUACGGAGGGAGAGCUCGGUGGGGUACCGUGUGCCAGGGGGCGCUGGCCCCAGCCUCCUGCCGCUGCCCUCCCUCCAGGAGGUGGACUGCGCCUCCCCCAGCAGCUCAGAGGAGGAGGGGGUGCCGGGGUCCCCGGGGAGCCCAGCGACCUCACCCCACCUGGGCUACCAGUGGCGGCGGCGGCCCCUGCUUCGGUCCAUGAGCGCUGCCUUCUGCUCCCUGCUAGCGCCUGAGCGGCAGGUGGGCCGGGCAGCAGCGGCGCUGACGCAGGACAGACACACGGCCGUGGGACAGCUGGUGCAGGACCUGCUGACCCAGGUGCGUGCUGGCCCCGAACCCCGGGAGCUGCAGGCCGUCCGCGAGGCUCUGAGCCGGGCCCGAGCCAUGCUGAGCGCAGAGCUGAGCCCAGAGAAGCUGCUGCCACCAGACAGGCUGGAACACGUCCUGGAGAAGUCGCUGCACCGCUCAGUGCUCAAGCCGCUGCGGCCCAUCCUGGUGGCCCGCCUGCGGCACCGGCUUUCAGCCAACAGCUCCCUGGGCCGCCUGGCUGAAGGCCUCCGCCUGGCCCGGGCCCGGGGCGCCAGCGCCUUCGGGUCCCACUUAAGCCUGCCCUCCCCGGUAGAGAUGGAGCAAGUGCGUCAGAAGCUGUUACAGCUGCUUCGCGCCUACUCACCCAGCGCCCAGGUCAAGCGGCUCCUGCAGGCCUGCAAGCUGCUCUACACGGCCCUGAGGACCCAGGCGGGGGAGGGCGCGGGGGCCGACGAGUUCCUGCCAUUGCUGAGCCUCGUGCUGGCCCACUGUGACCUUCCUGAGCUGCUGCUGGAGGCCGAGUACAUGUCAGAGCUCCUGGAGCCUGCCCUGCUCACCGGAGAGGGCGGCUACUACCUGACCAGCCUCUCGGCCAGCCUGGCCCUGCUGAGUGGCCUGACCGAGGCCCACGCCCUGCCCCUGAGCCCCUCGCAGGAGCUGCAGCGCUCGCUCAGCCUCUGGGAGCAGCGCCGCCUGCCCGCCACCCACUGCUUCCAGCACCUCCUCCGCAUAGCCUAUCAGGACCCCAGCAGUGGCUGUACCUCCAAGACGCUGGCCGUGCCCCCAGGAGCCUCGAUUGCCACGCUGAACAAGCUCUGUGCCACCAAGUUCCGGGUGACCCAGCCUGAUACUUUUGGCCUCUUCCUGUACAAGGGACAGGACUACCAGCGCCUGCCCCCCGGAGCCCUGGCUCACAGGCUCCCCACUGCCGGCUACCUCGUCUACCGCCGGGCAGAGCAGCCCGAGACCCCGGGGGCCUCACCUGGGGCUGCCACAGGGGAGGGCAGUGGGGGGCCAGAGGCAGGGGACAGGGAGGAGGACAAAGCGGGCCGGGGGACUGGGGAAACCAAGGCCAAAACCAGCCCCAGGGAUGGCAGGGGAGAAUCUGAGACAGUGGCCGAGGGGGCCGAGGACCAGGCCAGGGGAGGCCCCACUCAGCCAAGGGGGCCAGAGACUGAGGAGAGCCAGGCCGCAGAGGAGUAGCUGGGAAUGGACAGAAGGGCUGCAUGGGGCAGGAAGCUCGGAGCCUGCUGGGACGGCCUUGCAGAGUGUCAGCCUCGCUGGCCCAGGCCACAGGCCCCAGAGCCUCCCAACUCUGCUCCUGGUCUGCCGCCAUCUCUGACCCUCCAGCACACCGAUCACACCUGCUGGCCACAUCCAGGGCACGUGGGUGAAGCCCAAGGGAUCUGGGGGGCCCAGAUGAAGGCCCUUGGCCUCUCCUCCUGCUCCCCCAGCUGGAAGCCAGGCAGCCCACAGUGAGGAGUGUGUCCAGCAGGGGAGAAAUCCAUCAGGGGCCCCACCUCUGGCGGCAGUGGGGAGGGGUGGGUGGUUCAAGGCCCAGAAAGGCCCCACCAAUUUCCAGGUGUCAGGAGGAUUCAGAGAAGCAGCAAGGCCUCAGGGCUCAGUCCUGCCCACACCACCUGCAGAACAAGCACCUCCGAACCUCAGUGUCCUCGCCUAUAAAGUGGGGGUGCUACCGCUGCCCUGCCUUCUCCCAGAAGCCUUCCAUGGCUCAGAAUAGAUGGUUUUGUUGCACAGCAGAGCACAGCUAGGGAAAGGGGAGAGAAAGAGGUUGAAUAUUAGCAAAACCCCCAGCUUGCAUAUACACACGCCUCUCUGAGGGUCCAUUCUCCACCCUCACCUAAGGGAGAGGUUCUCUAAGCAGCCCUGGGGACAUCCAGGGAGCCAGGCUCAGCCAAGGGAGCACCCUGUUCCAGUCUUUCCCCAAGAGAAGAAGUCCUCCCAGGCACGCUGCUGUCCCAGGGGAAGUGGACGGUGAGACAGCCUUCUGAAAUGGAAUGAGGACUCAGAAACUGUCUCUUCUGCACUGAAGUCUCUUGGACCUCACAACAGGUUUUUCAGGAGUCAGGGUCUGAUUUAUUACCCACCGAGGCUGGGAAAGUGACUCCUAAGACGCCACACAGCGGACCAUUAGACCAAACCAGGAGUCAGGUUCCAACUAUGCCUUGUGUUCUAAGCCACCAAUACAUUAAUCCUCAAGGUUUAGGGCUUCUCCGAUGGCUCAGUGAUAAAGAAUCUGCCUGCAGUGCAGGAGAUGUAGGAGAUGGGGGUUUGAUCCCUGGAUCUGGAAGAUCCCCUGGAGGAGGAAAUGGCAGGCAACCCACUCCAAUAUUUUUGCCUGGGAAAUCCCAGGGACAGAGGAGCCUGGUAGGCUACAGUCCAUGGGGUCGCAAAGAGUCAGUCAGACCUGAGCGACUGAGCGGGAGGUCCAGGCAGACAGCAAAUGAGCAAAGAAAAUACCAGAGACCACCACAAGAGGGCACACGUAGCCCAGGAAGCGGCUGAGAGGGCGACCUGAUAGACUGCGGCUCCGGGGCUGCAGCGGUGCAGGUGGUCCCGGGGUUUGCAGUCUUGCAACCGCCAAGCAAGUAGGGGGCAGUGCAAGAGCCAAGCCUCUGGCCCUCAGCUGUCUUGGGAGUCUGAGGUCUGGAUGAGGCUGGCCUCCGGGGACCACUCCCUGGAAAGGAACUAGGCUCCAGUGGAAGGAGGACCCUAGCCAGUCUCUGAGGGGCUCGCUCGGGCCCUGAGCACACGGGACAGCGGCCCACAUAUUAGACAUGAUGGCUGAGAGGCAGAAAUCACAGCCUUUGGGAUUUCAGACCCUCCAGGUACAGCCCGGGUGCAGGACUCCCAAAUUUCUCACUAGGCCAUCGGCAGCUCUCUGCCACCUUCCACCCCCUCCCACGCACACACACAGGCUCCUCCCUGGCGUGGGGUCUCACUUCACUCUUUUGUAUGUACUCCCCACCAGUCCCGCACCCACCCCAGUGCCUUGUACAGUGCUGGGCGCUCCACAGGCGCUCAAUAAAUGUUGUCCACUGA